AUGUUCAUCAAUAGACAGAAUAUCAGUCUUCAAAGAUUAGUUCGCCCUCGUCAUAUAUGUGUGGUGUUGUUGUUUAUAUACAUCAUUCUUGAAGCGUUGGUUCUCGCAACAUGUACAACCCCAGCAGUUUCGAAUUACUACUUGUUAUCUCUCACUUACCUUGAAACUCAAGAGAACCUGCCAAUAUCAGAACUCCGUCUUCGUCUUGGGUACUUCAGCUCUUGUGUUUCUGUCAAUGGAGGUAGCUAUUCUUGUGGUGUCAACGCUUACGAUAUGUUGUUGGCAUCUUCAGAAUUCGACUCCAGUAACGCGUCGUGUGUCGACCUUUACAACCUUGUGAUCGAGACUGCUGAUAUGUUCCGUUCUCGUUGUAUGACCCCUUAUAUCCUCUUGAUUUCUGUGAUCAUGUCGUUCCUCAUUCUUACAAUGAUGGCCUUCAUCUCUCCUAGAAACUAUAGAAACGCUUAUAAGCCGGUGUUUUUCGUCUGCUAUGUCUCCUUGUCAUUAUCAGUAAUUGCUUCUGUUUGGCAGGAAAGUAAUAUCAACACCGCCAACAUGCUUUUCCAACAAGUUCUCGACAACUACUAUACCGUCCAAGCUCAUUAUGGUGAUUAUACUAGAGGAGCAAUUUGGGCAGGUACUGGUAUCCAAAUUCUCAUUUCUCUUUCCAGUUUAAUGUUAGCUAUCAUGAGUAGUUGGACUGAUAGGUUCGUCAACGCCUGGGACUAUUAUAAUACACCAAUGGGUAGCCAAAUGGGUCCAAUUUGA
Messenger RNA from Saccharomycopsis crataegensis, 768 nucleotides. RefSeq lists its product as uncharacterized. Gene Ontology annotation, biological process: conjugation with cellular fusion. The coding region runs from base 1 to 768 and encodes 255 amino acids. Gene Ontology annotation, cellular component: mating projection tip; membrane. The transcript has a single exon. NCBI's taxonomy places the organism in Eukaryota, Fungi, Ascomycota, Saccharomycetes, Ascoideales, Saccharomycopsidaceae. The record is from RefSeq and is a predicted model, not a curated record.